Messenger RNA from Pseudophryne corroboree (corroboree frog), 13065 nucleotides. RefSeq names its product marker of proliferation Ki-67 (gene MKI67). The coding region runs from base 464 to 11170 and encodes 3568 amino acids. The transcript has 21 exons. Gene Ontology annotation, biological process: regulation of chromosome segregation; regulation of mitotic nuclear division. Gene Ontology annotation, molecular function: DNA binding; protein binding. The record is from RefSeq and is a predicted model, not a curated record. Gene Ontology annotation, cellular component: nucleus; chromosome. Lineage: Eukaryota; Metazoa; Chordata; Amphibia; Anura; Myobatrachidae.
UGCUGAGGGGGUGGGGGGUUGUUGCGGCCCCGUCUCCCCGACAGCUGGUACUCGUUUGCCGCCAUAAUGGAUCGCGCUCACUCACUUCUCGUCAUCAUCAUAUUCUUUGUCUGAGGGGACUGCGCGCUUCCCCCCUCCCUUCCGCUCGUCUGCCCCUGCCCACCGCCGUCUCGGAUUGGCUGCCGUGCCGCUCACGUGCCCGCCCCCGGCCAAUAGCCGUCCUUCGCGCUGUUUUUUGAAACACUUUCAAACUUCAUAAAUAUUCAUGGUAUUCGUGCGCCUCGCGUGAAAUAGUCCGGCCAGGAACGCCGCUUCCCGUUCUGAGAUUCGUCUUCCUCCGUUGCGUCGCGUCCCACCGUGGAAGGAGGGUCUGGGUUCGCAGUAGAGACACUGGGGACACGGGGUCGCGGUGAAGUUUCGCUGUGGCAGAGAGCGCCGUGCAGGUAAGAAGAUUGUGCUAAAGAUGCCUCGUCACGGUGAAAUUGUGGUUAUUAAAAGAAAUGGUACUGAUGGAACACACUUCCCAUUGACUGCAGCUACAUGCUUGUUUGGAAGGAAAACUGAAUGUGACAUACGCAUUCAACUGCCACAUGUCUCCAAAGAACACUGUAAAGUUGAAGUCAAGGAUAAUGGGGAGGUUUUUGUUAUCAAUUUAAGCAACGUGAACCCAACUCAGCUAAAUGGAAUUGCUAUUAAACACCCUGUACGCCUCAAGGAUGGCGACGUGCUCACCAUUAUUGAUCGUUCCUUUAGAUUUCUGAAACCUCAGGCCCAUCAAGGAAGACGAAAAUCUACAGGCCUUGAUUCUGACACUUACAAGGUGUUUGCAAGUAACCAGUCUUCAGACACAAAUGAAACUGUGCGGAUUGACGAUUUCCUAACUAAUAAAAACAAACGGAAAUCUGAAGGCAACACCUCCAAAAUUACUCAUUCGCGGCGAUCAGUGCAGACUACUUCAUCGGAGGCUUCCAAAGAUCUGUCUCCUUUUGGCGAACUAUAUAAAAUGUUGAAAAGUGAAGUUGUGUCCCCAAAAAAAGAAAAUAAAACCCCUCUGAAGGAUGGAGGCAGCUCCAAAAAAUCAACCGUUCGUAAAAAUUUCCAGGCUAAUGAUAAGACCCAGUCUCCUGGGUCCAGGCGCAUUUCCCGAAGUCAAUCAAGUGACAGCAAUGUAGUUCGAAGCAGAGAGGUUAAUGUGCAAGCUAGAUCACUUUCUUCCAGCAGAAUUGGGGAGUCUUCUAAAAGUCCAUCAAGAAGUCCUAAAAUUUUACAGAAACGCAGCAGUGCCAUGGAAACUGCAAGUCCUAGAACCUUAACUAAAGAGGUACAUAAUGAGUCAUCCCAUGGAGUUCUUGUGCCAGAACCUAUACAGACUCCACAGAGAAGAUCUGAUAAACUGAACUCUGCUUCCCAGGAACAAGUGACUCCAAUUUCAAAUGCUACUUCAGGGAAACGAUCUCCCAGAAGGUCUGCAAGUGCUGAGCUAGCCAAUGUAGCUACACCGUUGCUCUCACCAGGGAGUGAUGGCAAAGCAUCUGACUCUUCAAGUAAUCAGCGAAGCAGUAAUUCAGUUCCUGAACAAAAAGUACUAAACAGUCCAGGUGGCAAAUCCCCUACUCAUGGUAGGCGAAGUGCGUCUAAAGAUCAAGGUGUUAAAGAAACCCCAUCCAAGACCAUCGCGACUGAAGGAAAAAGUAGUGAAGUCGUAAAGAGGAAAUCACCUAAAAAACGAAGAAGUGAUGAACUUGGCUUGCCAGAACCGCCAUUCAAAAAAAAGAGGGUCUCAUUUGGUGGACAGUUAAGUCCAGAACUUUUUGAUAAGAGGCUGCCUCCAAACUCUCCCCUCAAAAAAGGUGCAACUCCUGCUCGACGAAGCUUGUCUAUCAAUUCUCCUCGUAAUGCUACGAGGAAAAGCUUUGGCCUCAAGCAAUCUGUGAUAAAGGAAAUUUUUGAACAUUCUCUAAAGCAGUCUGCAAGCUCUGCAAUGUCAUUGACACCAGCCAGAAGAUCACCAUCUUCUAGUCCAGCAAAAAGUCCUUUGGGUAGGAAGUCACCUGUUGGUUCUCCGUCCACAGUCUCUGCCAAGGCAAAACCAAUGAAGCAAUCUCCGUCCACUAAGGCACUAGUAAAAUCUCCGUCCAUCACCGCUGCUAAGAGAACACCAGUUAAGUCUCCAAGCAAGGAAUCACCAGUAAAACUUAAGUCCACAACACCGUCCAAGAGGUCACCUGCUACAAAAUCUCCCUCUCCGGCCAAAAAUUCAGCUGCUGCAAUAUCACCCUCUCCGGCCAAGAGUCCUGGCAAGAGGUUGCCUGUUGCAAAAUCGCCAUCUCCUGGCAAGAGAUUGCCUGUUGCAAAAUCGCCAUCUCCUGCCAAGAGGUUGCCUGUUGCAAAAUCGCCCUCUCCUGCCAAGAGGUUGCCUGUUGCAAAAUCGCCCUCUCCUGCCAAGAGGUUGCCUGUUGCAAAAUCGCCCUCUCCUGUCAAGAGGUUGCCUGUUGCAAAAUCGCCCUCUCCUGCCAAGAGGUUGCCUGUUGCAAAAUCGCCCUCUCCUGCCAAGAGGUUGCCUGUUGCAAAAUCGCCCUCUCCUGCCAAGAGGUUGCCUGUUGCAAAAUCGCCCUCUCCUGCCAAGAGGUUGCCUGCUGCAAAAUCGCCUUCUCCGGCAAAGAAGUCACCUGCAGCAAAAUUUUCCACCCCGGCUAGGAGGUCGCCUGCAGCAAAAUUUUCCACCCCGGCCAAGAGGUCGCCUGCAGCAAAAUUGCCCUCUCCGGCCAAGAGGUCGCCUGCAGCAAAAUUGCCUUCUCCGGCCAAGAGGUCGCCUGCAGCAAAAUUGCCUUCUCCGGCCAAGAGGUCGCCUGCAGCAAAAUUUUCCACCCCGGCCAAGAGGUCGCCUGCAGCAAAAUUUUCCACCCCGGCCAAGAGGUCGCCUGCAGCAAAAUUUUCCACCCCGGCCAAGAGGUCGCCUGCAGCAAAAUCGCCCACCCCGGCCAAGAGGUCGCCUGCAGCAAAAUCGCCCACCCCGGCCAAGAGGUCGCCUGCAGCAAAAUCGCCCACCCCGGCCAAGAGGUCGCCUGCAGCAAAAUCGCCCACCCCGGCCAAGAGGUCGCCUGCAGCAAAAUCGCCCACCCCGGCCAAGAGGUCGCCUGCAGCAAAAUUUUCCACCCCGGCCAAGAGGUCGCCUGCAGCAAAAUUUUCCACCCCGGCCAAGAGGUCGCCUGCAGCAAAAUUUUCCACCCCGGCCAAGAGGUCGCCUGCAGCAAAAUUGUCCACCCCGGCCAAGAGGUCGCCUGCAGCAAAAUUGUCCACCCCGGCCAAGAGGUCGCCUGCAGCAAAAUCAAUUGCUACCAAAUCUCCCAAAUCGGCCAAGAGGUCUCCUGUUGCAAAAAAAGUGACACCAGUAAAAUCUUUGUCAGCAACACCUGCAAAAAGGUCGCCUUCUACAAAGUCCUCCACAACAGCCAAGAUGCUGGGUGAUGCAAUAACGCCAACAAAGCAGUCUCCAGCAACACCAUAUACAAAGGGACGUUUUUCAGUUUCACGUAUUGGUACACCACCAAAUGUUCUAGAACAAGUUACAAGUGAUUCCCUCACCACAAAGACCCCAAAACAGUCGCGGAAAUCAAUAACUCUGAAGAAAACUCCGCGUAGAAGUCGGAAAAUUGAAGCUUAUGAAAUUAUACGUUCUAGAAGGAAAAGUGGUGCCACGGAAGCCAAUCUACUUGUGGCCAAAUCAUGGGCUGAUGUGGUAAAAAUUGGAAUUGCAAAGCACCAAAAGAAAACAAACAGACCUGUUGUAAAGGUGGUUACUAAGAAGAAACAAAUGCAGAAGAAACAAGCACAGAAGAAACUGAAAUUAAAGACUCCAUUAAAAAAACUGAAAGAUCAAUCGAGCACAGGGCAUGCAGAUUCUCCUGCAACAAUCCUGGUUGGCAGAGCCUAUACAAGAACUGUAAACUUGGCUGGACAUGUGCCUAAAGUUGUGAGGAACCAAGCAUUAAAACUCAACACUGCUCAUGAUGAAAGCUUUACUGGUAUAACUGAGUUAUUUAGGACUCCUGAAAACCAAAAGCGACGCAGUAGUAGCAGAUUGGAAGUCUCUAAAACAGACACUCCAAAAUCAAUGCUUGUUGAGAUGUCCAUGCAGACUCCAGAAGAAUCAGGUGAAAUGGUGGUUUCCCCAUUAAGUAGUCCUGCCACUGCACAGCGCAAGCAGUACAGUCGUGAUGCUGUAUCUAGAUUUCUCAAAAGUCCUAUUUCACCAGAAAGAAGUACAGCAAGCAAUGCAUUAUCAGAAAAUGCAGACGAAGAGACCUCAAAAUCAUCCAAGGAAAACAGAAGAUCUGUAGCUCUUUCUGGAAUCAGACACGUUAUGAAAACGCCAAAACAAAAAGGAAAACCAAUAACCGAUGCUCAUGCACUUAAAAAACUACUAAGGACACCAAAGGAAGCUCAGACUGUACAAGCGCAAAGCCGUAGAUCCACCAAACUUGAAGUGCUUGGCAUUGACCACCUCAUGAAGACUCCCAAGCAGAAGGGAGUACCUGUAGAAGAAUUUAUGGGCAUCAAGCGCAUAAUGACGACACCAAAGGAGAGAGGACAACCAGUCGAGGACAUGACUGGAAUAAAACGCAUAAUGAAGACUCCUAAGGAGAGAGGACAGCCAGUUGAGGACAUGACUGGAAUAAAACGCUUAAUGAAGACUCCCAAGGAGAAAGGACAACCAAUUGAGAACAUUGAUAUAAGCCAGUUGAUGAAUACUCCGCCUCAACUAGCUGAAUCAACUGACAAUACCCGUCCGAUAGAAGAAAUAUUUGGUAUAAGAAAUCUAAUAAAAACACCACCAAAGAAAUCUGCUGUUGAAGAGGCUUUAUCUACAGAUCCCAGAAACAGCAACCAGUCUGCGAAAUCACUGGAAGGCAGCUCUACUAACCACCCAGUGAGAGGGAAAGGAAGAUCUUCAAAGCGACUGACUCUACCAACUGUAACAUCAGAAGUAUCUAAGGAAACUCUUCCAGUUUCUGAUGGAGCAAGUUUACAGAGGCACAAACGUCCUAGGAGCAUGGUACCCAAGGAAUCGAUUCCUACAGCUGGUGAUGUGACUUCUCCAAAACAAAGGGGAAGGCCUAGCACUGCAAAAGGACCCAAAGAGUCUGUACUUGUGUCUGAGGUGAAUUCACCUACACGGAGAGGAAGACCUAGAAGCACUGGUGAAAUACCAAAGGAGCCUGUUGUGCCAGAUGAGUUGACUUCACCUUCACGUAGAGGAAGACCUAGUGCUACAAAAGUACUCAAGGAAUCUGAUGCUGUUACUGAUGUGGAGGUGACUUCCCCUUCACGUAGAGGAAGAUCUAGCACAACAAAAAUACCAAUAGAAUCUGCUGUUGUGCAUAAGGUGAUUUCACCUUCACGUAGCGGAAGACCUAGCACAUCAAAAACACCCAUAGAAUCUGAUGUUGAGGUGACGUCCCCUUCACAUAGUGGAAGAGCUAGCACAGCAAAAAUACCCAUAGAAUCUGUGACUGAUGAGGUGACUUCACCUUCACGUAGAGGAAGACGUAGUGCUGCAAAAAUACCAAUAGAAUCUGCUGUGACUGAUGUUGAAGUGACUUCAUCUUCACAUAGAGGAAGAUCUAGCACAACAAAAAUACAAAUACAAUCUGCUGCUGUGACUGAUGAGGUGACGUCGCCUUCACGUAGAGGAAGACCUAGUGCUGCAAAAGUACCCAAGGACUUUGCUGCGGUUACUGAUGAGGUGACUUCGCCUUCACGUAGAGGAAGACCUAGCACAGCAAAAAUACCCAUAGAAUCUGCUGUUGUGACUGAUGUUGAGGUGACUUCACCUUCACGUAGAGGAAGACCUAGUGCUGCAAAAGUACCCAAGGACUUUGCUGCUGUUACUGAUGAGGUGACUUCGCCUUCACGUAGAGGAAGACCUAGCACAGCAAAAAUACCCAUAGAAUCUGCUGUUGUGACUGAUGUUGAGGUGACUUCACCUUCACGUAGAGGAAGACCUAGUGCUGCAAAAGUACCCAAGGAAUUUGCUGCUGUUACUGAUGAGGUGACUUCGCCUUCACGUAGAGGAAGACCUAGCGCAGCAAAAAUACCCAUAGAAUCUGCUGCGGUUACGGAUGUGACUUCGCCUUCACGUAGAGGAAGACCUAGCACAGCAAAAACACCCAUAGAAUCUGAUGUUGAGGUGACAUCCCCUUCACAUAGUGGAAGAGCUAGCACAGCAAAAAUACCAAUAGAAUCUGAUGUGACUGAUGUUGAGGUACCUUCACGUAGAGGAAGACCUAGUGCGGCAAAAAUACCAAUAGAAUCUGCUGUGACUGAUGUUGAAGUGACUUCAUCUUCACAUAGAGGAAGAUCUAGCACAACAAAAAUACCAAUAGAAUCUGCUGUUGUGACUGAUGAGGUGACUUCACCUUCACGUAGAGGAAGACCUAGUUCUGCAAAAGUACCCAAGGAAUUUGCUGCUGUUACUGAUGAGGUGACUUCGCCUUCACGUAGAGGAAGACCUAGCACAGCAAAAAUACCCAUAGAAUCUGCUGUUGUGACUGAUGUUGAGGUGACUGCACCUUCGCGUAGAGGAAGACAUAGCACAGCAAAUAUACCCAAGGAAUCUGCUGCUGUUACUGAUGUGACUUCGCGUAGAGGAAGACCUAGCACAGCAAAAACACCCAUAGAAUCUGAGGUUGAGGUGACGUCCCCUUCACAUAGUGGAAGAGCUAGCACAGCAAAAAUACCAAUAGAAUCUGAGGUACCUUCACGUAGAGGAAGACCUAGUGCUGCAAAAAUACCAAUAGAAUCUGCUGUGACUGAUGUUGAAGUGACUUCAUCGUCACAUACAGGAAGAUCUAGCACAACAAAAAUACCAGUAGAAUCUGCUGUUGUGACUGAUGUUGAGGUGACUUCACCUUCACGUAGAGGAAGACCUAGUGCUGCAAAAGUACCUAAGGAAUUUGCUGCUGUUACUGAUGAGGUGACUUCGCCUUCACGUAGAGGAAGACCUAGCAUAGCAAAAAUACCCAUAGAAUCUGCUGUUGUGACUGAUGUUGAAGUGACUACACCUUCACGUAGAGGAAGACAUAGCACAGCAAAUAUACCCAAGGAAUCUGCUGCUGUUACUGAUGUGACUUCGCCUUCACGUAGAGGAAGACCUAGCACAGCAAAAACACCCAUAGAAUCUGGUGAGGUUACGUCCCCUUCACAUAGUGGAAGAGCUAGCACAGCAAAAAUACCCAUAGAAUCUGAUGUGACUGAGGUACCUUCACGUAGAGGAAGACCUAGUGCUGCAAAAGUACCAAUAGAAUCUGCUGUUGUGACUGAUGUUGAGGUGACUUCGCCUUCACGUAGAGGAAGACCUAGUGCUGCAAAAGUACCCAAGGAAUUUGCUGCUGUUACUGAUGAGGUGACUUCGCCUUCACGUAGAGGAAGACCUAGCACAACAAAAAUACCCGUAGAAUCUGUUGUUGUGACUGACGUUGAGGUGACUUCACCUUCACGAAGAGGAAGACCUAGCGCAGUAGAUAUACCUAAGGAAUCUACUGCUGUUACUGAUAUGGAGGUGACUUCUCUGAAACAAAGCGGAAGGUCUAGCACUUCAAAAGCACCCAAAGACACUGUUCUUGUACGUAAUUUGGUGACUUCACCUACACGGAGAGGAAGACCUAGUGCUGCAAAAAUACCCAUGGAACCUGCUGUUGUGCCUAAUGUGAAGGUGUCGUCUCCAAUACAAGAAGUAAAAGUACCUGAGAAUGCUGUUUUUGAUGAGGUAGCUGUACCUAAACAGAGAGGGAGGCCUAGAAGCACUAGUGAAACAACACCAAAAGAACCUGUUCCAGAUGUGUGUAUUUCAUCUACACGUAAAAGAAGACUUGGCACCACCAAAGAAUCUGUUCCAGUGCCUGUUGAUGUAACUUCACCUCUACGUAUAGGAAGACCUAGUGCUGCACAAGUACCCAUGAAAUCUGCUAGUACUGAAGUGGAGGUGAUUUCUCAGAAACAAAGGGGAAGGUCUAGCUCUGCAAAAGCACCCAUGGACACUGUUCUUGUACCUGGAGUGACUUCACCUACAGAAGGAGGAAGACCUAGUGCUGCAGAAUUAUCCAAGGAGUCUGUUCUUGUGCCAGGUGAGGUGACCUCAUCCACACGGAGAGGUAGACCAAGAAGCACUGAAGUAAAGGCAAAAGAAUCUGUUGCUGUGCCCGAUGUGGAAUUGAUUUCACCUACACGCAGAGGAAGACUUGGCACAACUGAAGUUCCCACAGAAUCUGCUCUUGUGCCAGACAGUGAGGUGACUUCUACUCGUAGAGGAAGACCUGGCACUGCAACGAUACCCAAGGAGUCUGUUCUUGUGUCUGGUGAGGUGACUACACCUACACGGAGGGGAAGACCUAGAAGCACUGGAGAAGUGGCAAAAGAAUCUGCUGCUGUUCCAGAUGUGGAGUUGACUUCACCUACACGCAGAGGAAGAAUUAACACAGAAGUACCCAAGGAAUCUGUCUCCAUGUCUGGUGAGGUGACAAAACCAAAACGCAAAGGAAACACUAGAAGCACUGGAGUAGUACCCAUAGAAUCUGGAACAGUUGAUGAUGGUAAAGUACUUUCACCAAUACGUGAAGAAAGCACUAAAGGCAAGGCUGGGAUAGUAAAGGAAUCUGUUCUAAUUGCUGAUGAGAUUACUACAAAAAAACGCAAAGGAAGGAAAAGAGGUGUAACAAAAGUGUCCAAAGAGACCGUUUUAGUUGCAGAUAGUGAGGUGACUUCACAGACAGUCAGGCGUAGGCCUAAAGUUGCAACAAAUGUACCAAAGGAAUCUGUGGCUGACAAAGUUAGUGAAGUUACUUCUACACAUAGUGAAAGGUUAAAAAGUACGACUUCUGUACUCAAGGGUGCAGUUUCUGACGACGAGACCUUGUUUGCACGCAGAGGAAGAUCCAGAAACACUGUAGAAGUACCCAAGGAAUAUCCGGUUUCUGAGGGCAAAAUUACUUCACCGAAGCGCAGAGGAAGGCCUGCCAAGACUGCACAAAGCAAACAAAACAUUAAUUUGUCAAUAACAGAGUCUUCAUCCCAGACCCUAAACUUAAGCGAAAAUGUGGAAGAGUCAAACCAAGAAGCUCUAAAUGAUUCAGUCAUAAUUGUGACUGAAAGACCUUCGAUGCGCGGCCGAUCAAAGAGAAAUGUGACUGAGCAAACUGUGAAAGCUUUAGAAGCCACUAACUUGUCCCAAGAGCCAUUAGAAGAUAAAACUGAUGCAAAAACAAGUAAGAAGCCUUCUCGUCGGAAUAUUAAAAAUGUGAAGACUUCAAGACAGAAUGAAGAUGAACCAACAAAUGCUCCAGAGAUGUCGCUACCAGAAGAAAACACAAUUCCAGCUGAAGAAAUCCACACUUUACUCCCUGUGCCACGUAAACGAAGGGGAAAAGCAAGACAAAACAUACAAUCUGCAGUUCUUGUUGAAGGUAAUCUUAAAUCCAGUUCAGGAGAUGUUAAAACUUCACCUGCUGCCAGAAGAGCUGGAAGACGCAAGAAUGUGGAAGCAGAUGCAAAUUCUAAUGUUUCUAAACCAGAAGAAACUUCAAAGGAAAAUACUGAUGCAGCAGUUAAGAGCCCAGAAACGAAGGGUCUCAAAAGAUCAACCAGGCGGGAGAAGGAUUUAUUAAACGAAGAGGCUGCUGAGGUGCCGACUAAGGCUUUGCGUGGAAGGCGGAAUAGAAAGGCUUUGGGAGAUAACUCUGUUGGGACUGUUAAUUUAGGCAAUUCUGAAACCGUGUUACCUGAAACUGUUAAGGCACUCCAAAAAGUUACACCAACAAAGAAGUCUAGUACUGAAAGAGAAACUAGUGAGGUGUCUAUUUCAGAUGCACAUGAGCAGAAACUGUCCCCUGUUGCUCCAGCUGCCAGACAAAGAGGAAGAAGAAAUCAAAUCUUGCAAGAAAGCUCCAACCUUAGUCAUGAAGAGCAGCCCAAACAUGACACUGAAGUAGAAACUGAAAAGUCUACAAGAGCAACGCGGGGUAAAAAAAUUGUAUCUAAGAUCGUCAAAUCCAAACCAGCUGAAGUAAAAGAAAAGAGGUCUGCUAGAAGCAAAACAUUACAGUCUUCAGGUGCACAGCAUACUUCUAUUGAAACUUCAUCUAGGACAAAAUCUGUACAAUGGCACCCUCUAGUGGUCACUGUUGGAAAUUCAAGAGAUGAAGCGACCGCACAGGACACUGAGGUAUCUGCUCGUGGUGGUCGGUCUAAGGCAAAAAUCAAACUAGAUACACCAGAUUUAGUUGUAUCAGCUAAAAGGCCUCGCCGUGAAGCAGACACAGAGGAGAAAGUGGAACCUUCAGCAGAUUCUCUAACCAUAAACAGUGUUGCUAAAGAAGUUCCUGAUACACGUAAAAGAGGAGCAGCAAAUUCACAAGAGAGAGCAUCGAAAAUUAGCACUUCAGAUCUGCCAGAAAAGGAUGGACCAAAGAAACGCAGUUUGGAUGCAAAUGUUUCAGCCGAGUUGCAAACAACUGAAGAAUUAGGAACUAAAAGGAGUACAGGUAGAAGAAUGCUUAAAACGCUAGAUGUUCAGUCCUAUUUUGUUACACAGCAGGCAUCUAGUGUUGAAUCUUCAGAACUCGUGAAUCAGAACACUUCAAAGCAUGCACGUGGACGAAGAGCUGCAGCUAAGGAAUUGGAUAGUGAAAAUAAAGACGUUGCGAAGAUCCCUAAACUCAUACCUUCAAGAGGAAGAAAGGCAGUGGCUGCUGCUAAGGAGGCUUCUACUGAGAAUAUAAGUAGCCAGUCUCCUGUUAAACCUAAAUAUCAGGGGAGGGGUGUUUCAAGUAAAGAAAGGGCUGAAGAAGCAGUGAGUACUUUAGUAAAAGCCACACGAGGAGUAAAAAGAAAGAUUGCAAGCUCUGCAGCACCGAGUGACUUUCGUGAGGGAUCUCACUCCCAACCCAAUCUGAUUGAGCAACCAGAAACUCUAAAUAGUCCUACAGGUCGUGGCAAGAGAAAUGCAAGGAAUAGCAAAACGCAGAAAGGUGAAGAAACAGAGUCCUUAUUGAAAGAAAAGCAGAUAGCAACAUCUAGUUCAGCAAAAAGAAGUAAAAAAGAGACCACACUGACUGCUGCUGAGAAAAAAGCUAUAGUACUUAAAACCAGGACAAGCACACGUAACAGGAAAUAGCGGAACGCAUGAAUUUUUCAUGAUUUGUAAAUAAAGCCAAACCAGCUAGAGAUUACAGUUUAAAUGUAACUUUCGUCCUAGAUGUUUUAAAUCUUUAGCACUGCUUCUUACUAUUGUAAAAAAGAAAAGAAAAAAACAUUUUAUUGUUUUUAUCAUCUUUGUCAUGAAAAAGCUUGUUUUAAGUCUUGUGCAGAAAACGGAUUGAAGAUUGGGGAAUAAUUUGCUGUUUCUGAAUUUUUUUUAACAUGGUUAUUCUUGCGCUUUAAUAUCCGAUUGGCUUGUAUGUUUAAUAAACGAAACUGCCAGUCUUAAUUUUUUUUUAAAUAUAUAUAUAUUGUGGGGGGGGUUUUAAAUAAAAUAUUGGAAUGAUUGUCACAUUUUGUAAUUUGCCUUGCUGAAUAGUAAAGCUCAUUGUAUUUCAAAUCAUUCCACUCUGGCUAGGUCUGUAAUUAUUUAAAGCCAAAAUCACCAUGAUGUCUUAACAAUGUCAUUUUAGACCUCAUAUCUAACUAUUUAAAGGUGUUCUUGUGAUUUGUUGUUUUUUGCUAUCUGUUCUAUAUCCUGUCAGUCUUAGUAGCUGAAAUGUUUGGUCACUGCUGUUUCUAUUUAAACAUUGAGCAGGUGAGACCAUUGGCAGCUAGGAGAAGACAUCUAAAAAUAUUUUUACAAUGCAUAAAGAUGAGUUAACCUUUUAUAUUAGUGUUGUGUGGCUUGUGGUGUGAAUAUAGUGUGUUUUGUCCUUUUCUAUUUAGAAGUGUGAUCAUAUUGUUGCCGUUCACAACACUGCACAUUUUUAAAGGCCAGGGAAUAUUAAAGAACAUUAAUGACAGUCCGGUUGUGGGCUGAAUCUGUUUUCACAUGAGUACCCCAAAUCUGUUACCUCAGUUGUUGCUUCAGGCCAGUAAUGGUAUCCGGUCUUUAGGUAGAUCAUACUUAGGUCGACAGUCAUUAGGUCGACCAAAGUUUUUCCCAUAUUUUUUUUUAUUCUUUAAAACGUUCAUACUUGACAAUACACGUGUACUACGAUUGGGAAUAGUAACCUGUACGAGGCACCUUUGGUUCGCCAUGCGAGGGGACACUGCACUAAUUGGGUUUCCUGGUCACUUUACGACAAAAGAGACAAAAAAAAACCUCAUGUCAACCUUUUUCCAUGUCGACCUGAUGAGUGUUGACCAAUAGUGGUCAACCUAAUGACUGUCGACCUAGUUAAUGUUGACCCAAUGAACCACACCCCCAGUAACUGGUUCCAGAUGGGUUCAUGUUCUUCAGUCUCAUAAAUAUUAUGGGGACUGUCUCCUAAGUGUCCAGGAGACAGCUGCUUAUCAAACAUUUGGUAUAUUUAAGACUGCUUUCUAUGUUGGAGUAGUGUAUUUAAACAAAGAAAAAAAAAACAUUAAAUGCUAUAUUUAAAGUGAUCUUCAGGCAUACUUUCCUUUAUAACGUAAUACUACCCAUUAGUAAUUACCCUUGCAGAUUGUUACAUUUUUUGCUGUUUUUAUAGUUAAUGUAGAGCAUUUUAUUUUGCUUAUAUACAUGAUGAGCAAGUAUGUUUUGGUGAAAACUUAAUAUUGUGAUCAUUUACACCCCUGCUACCUUACCUGUUUGCUACUUAUUGAGAAUGUACAGUGCACAAGAAGUCUAACUUGUAUUGUUGCUGUGAAGCCUUGGUUUAAUAUCUGACUCUGUAAGACAGCAAAUGAUUGCCAAAUUUUAAAAUAGACUUGCAAAUGUUUAAGAAUGUUGCUGUAUUUCCAUUUUAAAGGAUUGUGCAGUCUUUAAGUUUAGCAUUUUACUUACAGACAGUCCUAUUAAGGGCUGAAUCCAAUUUAGUUGGAUUUUAUGAAACAUGAUUGCUUUGUAAACACCAAUCAAUAAACUAAAAUUUAUUUUCUGGA